UUCCCCCCGACUGAUCCAACGUUGUCUCCAUCACAGCCUGGUGUCCAGCCGGUUCUCCCCUCACAUGGUGACUCCGCCUCCGCACGGCCUCCACCAGACCGGCAUCCCCCACCCGGCCAUCGUGUCCCCGGCCAUCAAACAGGAGCCCAGCGACAUGAGCCCCUCCAUGCAUGCCAGGAAAUCUCCCGUUCCUCCCAAGAAAGAAGAGGACAAGAGGCCUCACAUCAAGAAACCCCUGAACGCUUUCAUGCUGUACAUGAAGGAGAUGAGAGCCAAAGUAGUGGCGGAGUGCACUCUGAAGGAGAGCGCCGCCAUCAACCAGAUCCUCGGCAGACGGUGGCAUUCCCUGUCCAGAGAGGAACAAGCCAAAUACUACGAGCUGGCCAGGAAAGAGAGGCAACUGCACUCGCAGCUCUACCCGGGCUGGUCCGCACGCGACAACUAUGGAAAGCGGAAAAAGAGGAAGAGAGACAAUAAACCCGACUCAAAACCAGAAGACUUUUCCAUCAGAAGCAAGAAGCAGUGCGUGCAGUACCUGCCCUCGGAGAAGAUGUGCGACAGCCCGGCGUCGUCCCACGGCAGCAUGCUGGACUCGCCCGCCACGCCCUCGGCCGCCCUGGCCUCGCCGGCCGCGCCCGCCGCCACGCACUCGGAGCAGGCCCAGCCGCUGUCGCUCACCACCAAACCGGAGGGACGCAUGCACCACCACCACUUCUCCCUGCCCGCCAAGGCGUCUGGAUCCACAUCUUCUUCUUCUUCUUCUUCCUCUUCCUCCUCCUCCUCCUCCUCCCAUCUCUCAAUCCCGAUUGGCUCUUCAGGUGGCCAUUCGACCACGCCUAUCCUCAGCCGGCCAAUCCCCUUCAGCUCUCUGCACCCCUCCAUGCUCUCCCCCCCGUCCCCUUUCCACCAGGCAGCCCUUCACUCCCAUCAUGGCUUGUUCCAGUCGCAGCCCCUCUCCUUGGUCACCAAACAAUCCGACUGAGUGAAUUCGAUAAAGAAAGAAGAAAGAAAAAAAUGCCAUUUUUGUCCAGCGUGUUGUGCUGUAUAUUGCUUUUCUUUACAACAACUAGGUAUUAGAACUGCUUUUUUUCUAAAAAAAAAAUUAAAAAAAAUGAAAAGGAAGAAAAUAUUAUUGGUCAAUAUUUGACCGUCUCCUUUUCUACGUCUCUCAAUGAAAACAAAAUGUAUUUUUUUGUAAAGUUUUACCGCAGAACUGGUUUCGUUUCUUUUCUUUGUUUUGAUGAUGAUGAUGAUGAUGAUGAUGAUGAUGAUGAUGAUGCAUUUAUCCAAAUGAUCCUCUUGUAUAAAAGAACCAUUGUACAUAACGUUUCUUUAUAUAAAACAAAA
Messenger RNA from Etheostoma cragini (Arkansas darter), 1347 nucleotides. Its product is annotated as transcription factor 7-like 1-B. Gene Ontology annotation, cellular component: beta-catenin-TCF complex. The record is from RefSeq and is a predicted model, not a curated record. The transcript is spliced from 5 exons. Gene Ontology annotation, biological process: generation of neurons; canonical Wnt signaling pathway; regulation of transcription by RNA polymerase II. Lineage: Eukaryota; Metazoa; Chordata; Actinopteri; Perciformes; Percidae. Gene Ontology annotation, molecular function: RNA polymerase II cis-regulatory region sequence-specific DNA binding; DNA-binding transcription factor activity, RNA polymerase II-specific. Bases 65 to 982 code for a protein of 305 amino acids.